Ostreobium quekettii is the source of this 318-nucleotide messenger RNA. The record is from the annotation of a GenBank genome assembly. NCBI's taxonomy places the organism in Eukaryota, Viridiplantae, Chlorophyta, Ulvophyceae, Bryopsidales, Ostreobiaceae.
AUGUGCAGGAUUCUGGGGGCCGAACAAAGGAUGCUACGGGAGGACCCAGACGCAGAUCAGGUGCGCAGACUGGUCGUCGGAGCGGGGGACCACCUCAUGCGCUCCAUCGGAGCCGCGUCCGCCUCACAGGCCGCGCGAGCGGCCAUGUCGGCGGCGGUCAGCGGUCAACGGCCGCCGACCCGCGAAGAGCACGACCGCGCCGUCUUCGACUGGAUCCCCUCGCCGCGGAGGGGCCUGGGGGAUCCCGCUGCCCGGCGCGGGGAUUGGCGGGGCGAGGACGAGCCAGGAGAGCACUCGGGCGCCCACGCGCAGGGAUAG